AUGCUCUUGCUUACUACUACCACUACUACUACUACUACUACUACUACUACUACUACUACUACUACUACUACUACUACUACUACUACUACUACUACUACUACUACUACUACUACUACUACUACUACUACUACUCGUCGAGGAGAUCCAAAGUAUUCUCUACUAAGGUCCAUAGGGGUCCAGAAAACAUUGGGAAACAUUUGA
This is a messenger RNA of Schistosoma curassoni, 201 nucleotides long. NCBI's taxonomy places the organism in Eukaryota, Metazoa, Platyhelminthes, Trematoda, Strigeidida, Schistosomatidae. The record is from the annotation of a GenBank genome assembly.